AUGACCACUGUCAAGGACGGUACUGCGUUCGUUUCUCUCGGGCUCACAUUACAUACAUUCUACCAUCAACUAAAACAUCUGCCACUCACAUUUACUAUUGCCGAUUACGAUAAAUUAGAUGAACAGAUCAAAGAUGUGACUCCAUACCAUUCUAACACCAUUGUGAUGAGUUGCACUUCAGUGGACGACUUUGAAGUAGCCAUGUUUAAACUAGUUACAUUACCAUACUGGCAUCCGCUUGCUAAUGUUAUUCUAUAUUUUCAUGGCCCAUAUAAUACUAGUAUUACUGCGCACUUAUUUUUCGCGUUUUGGUAUUAUCGAGCAAUAAACACAGUAAUUAUUCAUCACAAUGACACAGACAUUGUUCAAUUAUCUUACUAUAAUCCGUAUAUGAGUGAAUUUUUUAAACUUGAACAUUUAUUCGGCUGUUGGACUAGAAGGAAAGUUGAAAUGCCAAUCAAUAGUUUCAGCGAAGGAUUCGUUUGUGAAGCUGGUUGUCAUAAUGUAUCGCUACAUACAAAAUUCCGCGCGAACAAUCUAGGAACGUGUGUCGGUUUUCAAACGUAUUCCGUUAAAUACAGUGAAAAGGAGUACAUAGAGAAUCUAAGACUAUUUGAAGAUAAAUCUAUAAAUUUUAACAAAUUUCCUAUGCGAGCUUAUGCCGUCGAAAUAAGACCUUUUCUUGUUAUAAAAGAAGAAUCCCCCAGAAAUUACACAUUUCACCAGAGAGAUGGAAUGAUAUGGAAUACUAUAGCGGAGUUAAUGAACUUUACAAUAGAUGUUAGUUCCAACAAACAUCCAUUGAAAACGUUUGAGUAUGAAAAGAAUAUUGUUCAUAUUUAUGCAUUCAGUUUAAGAAAACUGGAUAUACUGAUUUUUCCUUUAUACCAAUUUGAUAUCAUGAUUUUGAAUAAUGAUAAUACCGUCCCCAUCGCUGAUAGUGGUGUUUGUUUGAUGGCCCACCGUGCUGUUUAUGAGACAAUAGUUUUUGAUCACAGAUUAAUUAUUAACAACUUGGUCUUGAUUAUCGAAUUCUCUUUGUGUUUUCUAUUUACUUGGAUUACGUUUAUAGUAUUCAAUUUUGAACGAUAUCAAAACUUGUCAUUCGACAGGGUAGGAAAAGAUCUUGUGAAUUCAUUCAGAACCGUGCUCUCGAUAAGUUUAUACAAACCACCGAAGCAAAGCACAUUCCGAAUAUUUUUAGCAGUUGCAAUCUGGUGUUUCUUUAUUAUUAACUUUACGUCGCAGGCUGCUAUUAUUUCCUUUUUCUCAGUUUAUAAGAAAGGUAAAGAAAUUGAUACGUUUGAACAGAUUUUAGAAAAGAAUUAUAACAUAGAAGGAAUUUCAUCACCCGAUGUCCUUUUGCCAGACGACGAAGAAAGAUUUCGUAAUAUUAACAGUAAAAUGGUUGCAGUGCAAAAUAUGAUUAUUUGUCCUUCGAGAAUGUUGAAUGACAGUAAAAGAUUUUGUAUACUAGAUUGUGCAAUGGGACGUUACUUAGAACGUAAUUUACUGAACGAAAAGGGACAGCAGUAUCUUCAUAUUGCAAGGCAAGAUCGAAUUCAUAGCCAUUACCUACAGAUGAUUUUUCAUAAACAUUCACCAAUGACAAAGCGUUACAAUAAAUAUAUACAAAUUUUAUUAGAGGGUGGAAUUAUUAACAAAUGGAUCGAAUAUAGAUUUCACGAUAUAAAGGAAGAUCUGCCGAUAAAAGCGUUGGGGAUGAAAGAUAUGGAAGGGAAAAUAAAGUUCCUUAUUUAUCGAAAGAAAUGUAAAGUACCAAAACGUAAGCUACCGAAACAAACUGUUUAG
Messenger RNA from Leptidea sinapis, 1812 nucleotides. RefSeq lists its product as uncharacterized. The transcript has 3 exons. Bases 1 to 1812 code for a protein of 603 amino acids. NCBI's taxonomy places the organism in Eukaryota, Metazoa, Arthropoda, Insecta, Lepidoptera, Pieridae. The record is from RefSeq and is a predicted model, not a curated record.